CAAAGAUAUUCAGAUAUUUAUACAUAACUUACUGUAUAUUCACGACUAAUAUCUCUCCCAUAACUUGUGAACACAACUAUUGACGGACUAUUAGUCGCUGAAUACUAACCUGUGUUUCAAAAACCAAAUUAUUGUGUGAAGUGAUAGUCAUAUAUAAUCGGAUUUCUUAAGCAUAAUGUCCGGUACGACCAUCAGAUCUACGGCGCCACACAAGUCUGUGAUCGCGCGGUUAGACUCAUCGCCGGUGCGCCGGAGGGUUAUGCAGCCCACGCCUCUGGUCUAUGCGAUGGCCGCUCGCCAGACGUCCCAAGAGGACGAGGAGCAACGGUCGAUCACCAGCACCACCAUCACCACCGCCAGUACGGCCACGACGGCUAACUAUAGGCCAACACCGGGCGUCCGGUCGCCCACUAAGUCAUACCAUUCCUCCACGCAUUCCAGCGCUAAGUCCAGUCCGGAGUCCGAUCGCAACAAACACGAGAUAAAGAGACAGUUGUCGACGGAAUACAAGAAGUUAAUGACCGAUAAUAAUAGCAAUAGCAGUGGUGGCGAUGGGGGUAGGGGUCGGCACCGGUCCCCCUCCGCACGCAACGCCGUUAAUGGGAACCGUAGGGGCAAUACAACCAAUAGUGGAACCAAUAGUACAAGACAUAAGUCAAGUGAUAGAAAUAGUAAUACAGAAUCCAUGAAUCAAAUGAAUGGUGAGAUUAAAGUCGUGAGUGAUAUGUCGUCGAUGACCAGCACUUCAUCGACGGUUACGACAACACAACCCAAGCAACUGAUGGCCGCCGAAGAGAAACAGUGCAAUAGAUUUGGAUUUUUUAUUGACUCCAAUAAGACAGAGGUUUUGCCUGAACUCAAGAGACAGGAAAUCCAUUUGAUCCGCAAACGAGAGAAGAAAUGGAUCCAAAUGUUAGACAAAUGGGAUAAAUAUAUAAACAAUCGCUGGAAGACU
Messenger RNA from Oppiella nova, 955 nucleotides. The record is from the annotation of a GenBank genome assembly. NCBI's taxonomy places the organism in Eukaryota, Metazoa, Arthropoda, Arachnida, Sarcoptiformes, Oppiidae.